AUGCCACAGCAUUCGGUCCAUAACCCACAACAAUGGCAAUUGAGGUAUGCACAAGAGUUUGUGCAGCCCGAUAGACAAACAACAUUCACAAAACAGUUGGCUGCACAAUUUCGACUAGGAUGUGCAUCAAACCAAUUUCUUGCUUCUCUUGAACAAAUGCAACGAUCAGAUGAAACUGUAGAGUGUGUAAUGCCAUUGUCAAAUGAGAAUACGACAGUUAAGGACAACAAUGUGAGGUUGGAGGGUGACACUGCGACGCUGGAGUAUAAUACUGCAUUUGAUGAGGGAAAUGAGGAUUUGUUCGUUACCGGUGAAGAUAGAUUUGAUCACACCUCAGAUGAUGGGCUUGAACAAUCGCAAGAUGACAGUUCAAACGAUGACUGCCUUUAUGACAGUGACAUUCCAAUUUGCAAUAAUGUUGAAGGCGAAACGAAAUCUGUUGGAGGUGUUGAUGUAGAAGAUGUUCAGUGUGAUGACCCCAUAUACAAUAACCCCAUCGCUGGUGCAGAAAGGUUCUCCUUCCAAACAAUUACCACUGAGGAGUCGACAUGUGCCGAAGAUCGCUUAUACAAAGGAAGAAUGUUUUCUUCGAAGGCCGAGUUGAAACGAGCUUUAAACAUGUUGGUUAUAAAAGAGAAGUUUGCGAUAAGAGUAAAAAGGUCAUGUAAAGCUCGUUAUAAGGUUGGUUGCAAGGACAAGGCAUGCAAGUUCAGUGUUCGUGCAACAAAGUUACCUGAUAGAGGAGAAUAUUGGAAAAUUCAGACAUUCUACAAAGUACACACCUGUACCGUUGAUGGUUUGCAAAGGCGAUUUCCAACUACGAGUGCGAAGAUGAUUGGUGAACUUAUGUCACACAAGAUUCGGGCUAAUGGAGUAGCAUUGAGACCUAAGGACAUAAUUUGUGAGAUGAGGGUUCAGUGGGGAUUGGAAUGCUUGUAUGGUAAGGCUUGGCAAGCUAAAGAGUAUGCGGACAAGCUUGGGUUUAGGGAUGUAAUGCGUCCUACGGUUGCAAUUGAUGCGACACAUCUGAAAGGCAAGUUCAAGGGUGUUCUGUUUGUUACUGUAUGCAAAGAUGCGAACAAGUGCGUAUAUCCAGUUGCAUUUGGCAUUGACCAUGUUAAGGAUGAAGACUCGUGGACGUGGUUUCUUAGCAAGCUGCGUGAUGUGGUUGGUUGUCCUGAAAACACUAUGUUCAUUUCUGAUCAGCAUCUCAGCAUUAAGAAAGCAAUCCAAAAUGCAUAUCCAGAAACGCAUCAUGGUUUAUGCGGUUACCACUUGAAAAAAAACUUUAAAAACAAGUUCAAGCGCGACGAUGUUUGUAUGUUUUUCACCUUUGCUCGAGAUUACUAUAAGGUGGCCGAUUUCAACAGACAUAUGAACUAG
This is a messenger RNA of Theobroma cacao (cacao), 1383 nucleotides long. The record is from RefSeq and is a predicted model, not a curated record. NCBI's taxonomy places the organism in Eukaryota, Viridiplantae, Streptophyta, Magnoliopsida, Malvales, Malvaceae.